GUCCCCGGCUGCGCGCUCUCUCAGCGCUUCGGCCACCCCUACGUUGGUGGAAUGUCCCGGUAACGACGAUGAGAGGGAAAGGCGGCAGCGUCGGCGCUCGCGGGCGGUGGAUCUGCAGCUCGGCGGCACCGAAUCGCCGCUCAGUCUCUGCUCUCCGGUGCCCAGGCAGGCGGACUCGUCGUUGCCGGCCUUGUCGGGAUGGACGAACGCGCAGAUCUCGGAGCAUUACUCUGCCUGCAUCAAGCUGUCCGCUGAGAACAAAAUCAACACCAGGAAUGUUUUUGGCUUACAUCUGAUAGACUACAUGACAGAUAUACUGAAACAGAAGGACUCUGAGCUGACCAACUUCAAGAUGGCAGCUGGCACCAUCGAUGCCAGCGUGAAGAUCUACGCCGUGCGUGUGGAUGCGGUCCAUGCAGACACGUACAAAGUUCUUGGAGGCUUAGGCAAGGAGUCAGCACCUGCAAAAGAAGUGGGCAGCCCAGAAGAAGAAGAAGACAGUACAGCUUCCAGUUCUGCCAAGAGAGUUCAAACAAAGAAGAAGCACUCCUUCAAAACGAUUGAACAGAACUUGAACAACAUCAAUGUGACAGAGGCCAAUCGGAGAUGUGAGGUUGACCCCAUGUUCCAGAAAACAGCAGCAUCUUUUGAUGAAUGCAGCACAGCUGGCAUCUUCCUCACCAGCCUACGUACACAGAGUUGUCACAGUGAGCUCCUUUUUGACUCCAACAUUGUGCCUCUCCCAUCUUCGGAAACCCUCGUCCUGCCCAACAGCGAUCCUGUGAAGGUGACAGAUUUGAAGUUGCUGCUAGAAAAGUGUGUUUUAAAACGCCCCAUCUACUCUGCGCUGGCUGAUUUCCAGUUCACGCACUGGGACGCCGCAUCCCAUGAAGAGUCAGUAUCAGCCCUGCUGGAUAAAUUUAAGAAGAGCGACCAAGUGUUCGAUAUCAAUGCAGAAAGAGACAGUGAUGUGGAAGAUGGUGUUCCUGCCCCGUCCGAUGAUGACUUCACUGUGGACUCCCCCAGGAGUGUAACAACAGAAAAGAUUGGGGAAUUUGCAGGAAACAAAUCCCUCGUGGCACUCUGUGAGAGCAAGAGAAUUGAUGCAGUUUCUUUUGGGGAAGGAGACAUUGGGACCAUGUGCCUUCAUCUCUCCAUGAAACCAGGGGAAUACUCCUACUUCAGCCCCCGAACUCUGUCAAUGUGGGCUGGCCCAGAGCACUGGCGUUUCAGACCUCGACACAAAUCAAGUGCUGACUCUGAGAAAGAGAACAAGAAGAAGAAGGCAAAGAGAGCAUUUGAAGUGAACUUUGAUGAGGAUGUUGACUUUGAGACGUAUUUCCGUAAGACCAAGGCUGCUUUAACUCUGAGCAAAUCCAUUCUGGAAAACCAGAACGUAAAGAGCACCACACUUCCUGCAGACUUCAACUACAACCCUAACAACAUUGUCCAGCUAUUCCUUAAACCAGCUGCUAAGCUCUUCAGGCUGCCUAAGCCAGGCAGCUCAUUGGAUCACGAAGAUGAGAUCGGUGAAUAUGAUUACAAUAACCCCAAUGACACCUCCAAUUUCUGCCCUGCAGCACAGGCUGCAGAUAGUGAUGAUGACAACGACCCCGUCCAAUUCAUGGGCCAAGCAGACUUCAACCUCACCUCUCACCCUGAGGGUCACGAUCAUGAGCUCAACGGGGUUGAAGGUGUUGAUAUCACAAUGUAUGGGGAGCUAAACCUCAUUGCUGAGCCUCAGAAGGUCAAUAAGAUAGCAAUUCAGUAUGCAAAGACAGCCAAGAAAAUGGACAUGAAGAGGUUGAAGCAAAACAUGUGGGACCUUCUUAUUGAUAUACAGAAAAACACAGCGGCAGAGAUUGAAGACGUGGAGAAACAGAGUGACACAUCAGUGGUGACAGGGGAGAAGGCCUUCAGCAGCAUCACAAAGGAACUGCUUCACAGGUUGCCUUCUGUGAUGGCUAAAAAUCUGUCUGUCCCUUUAGCCUUUGCCUGCCUCUUGCACUUGGCAAAUGAGAAGAAUCUGAAACUGAAUGGCACAGAGGACCUGUCUGAUGUCAUUGUGAAACAAGGAGACUGAGCUGUGUGUGGAGCAGCUCACCCAGGCUGACCCCCAGGCUGGAGCUUUGCUCCCCCGAUGGACAGCGCUCCUUCUGCAGCAGUGGCAGCUUUUCCUCCUCCCAGGAUUGUUGCUGAGAAGGCCCUCAGAUCUGCACACCUCAGGAAAACUUGUUAAAUGGGGGAUGUGAUCUCACCUACCGAAACCUGGAGGCCAUACAGAUGGACAGCUGCUGCUCAGCCUGCCCUCCUUGAUCCAUUCCCUCUUUCCUGGGUUCAGGAGCAGAGAGCUGCAGUUCCUCUGUGAACCGUUGGUGCCUAGGAGCAGAAUGUUGCUCCGUGUGUCGUUUGUUGUCUGUAACUCAGUACACUGACUGACUUAC
Molecule: messenger RNA, 2444 nt
Organism: Lagopus leucura (white-tailed ptarmigan)
Lineage: Eukaryota; Metazoa; Chordata; Aves; Galliformes; Phasianidae
Gene: NCAPH
Product: non-SMC condensin I complex subunit H
Exons: 17
Coding region: 305-2083 (592 amino acids)
Biological process (GO): mitotic chromosome condensation
Cellular component (GO): condensin complex
Molecular function (GO): chromatin binding
Source: RefSeq, a predicted model, not a curated record